Molecule: messenger RNA, 1653 nt
Organism: Magnolia sinica
Lineage: Eukaryota; Viridiplantae; Streptophyta; Magnoliopsida; Magnoliales; Magnoliaceae
Product: serine/threonine protein phosphatase 2A 57 kDa regulatory subunit B' alpha isoform-like
Exons: 2
Coding region: 64-1455 (463 amino acids)
Biological process (GO): signal transduction
Cellular component (GO): protein phosphatase type 2A complex
Molecular function (GO): protein phosphatase regulator activity
Source: RefSeq, a predicted model, not a curated record
AGGGGAGAGAGAGAGAGAGAGAGAGAGAGAGAGAGAGAGAGAGAGAGAGAGAGAGAGAGAGACAUGGGUGCUCAAAAAUACAGCCCAAAAGCCUCUCCAAAGAAGAAAUCCACCACCCUCCAAAACCUAUUCGACUUAGAAUCCAAUCCAAACACCACCCCCACCCUAAUAAUUGCGAUGGCCCACGACUCCGAAACCGACGACCUCCUCUCCAUAAUCUCCUACUGCACCUUCAUCUUCACCUUCACCGACCCCUCCGAAUCCCCCUACCAGCAAGACCUCAAGCGCCUCAAGCUCACCCAACUCCUCACCGCUCUCAAGUCCUCCAAACCAUCCUUCACCGAUGACCGCAUCCUCUCCCCCCUCUUCUCCAUGCUCUCCACCAACCUCUUCCGCCCCCUCCCACCUCCCUCCAAUCCAAUCCCUACCAUUGAAUUCCCCCUCCUCGACGACGACACGGACCCCACCUUAUUAUCCCCAUCCCCCUCAUGGCCCCACCUCCACAUCAUCUACGAUAUCCUCCUCAAGCUAGUCCUAAAUUAUGACCCCAAGAUGCUCCGUGCCCACAUCGACCACUCAUUCCUCAUCAACCUCCUCUCCUUGUUCGAGACGGAGGACCGGCGGGAGCGAGAGAGCCUGAAGAACGUGUACCAUCGGAUAUACUCCAAAUUCACAUUCCACCGCUCGUUCAUGAGAAAGGCGAUGAAGGAUGUGUUCUUGAGUUACGUGUUCGAGAUGGAUCGACACAGUGGGAUUGGAGAGUUGCUGGAGAUAUGGGGGAGUAUUAUCAAUGGCUUCAGUGUUCCAUUGAAGGAGGAACACAAGGUGUUUUUGGUGAGGGUGUUGCUUCCCAUGCACAAGCCAAAGGGGAUGCAGGUAUACCAUAGGCAGCUGGCCUACUGUGUUUCCCAGUUUGUACAAAAAGAACCCAUGUUGGGUGCAGUUGUGGUUGGAGGGAUUUUGAGGCUCUGGCCCGUAACCAACUGCCAGAAAGAGGUGCUGCUUAUUGGGGAGGUGGAAGAGCUAGUUGAGUAUACUGAUCAGGGGCUGUUUGGGAAGUUGGCUUUCCCUCUUUGUGCCCAGAUUGCCAAGUGCUUGAACAGUUGGAAUUCUCAGGUCGCAGAGCGGGCUCUGUACGUUUGGAACAACGAGCAUUUUGUGAGAAUGGCAUCCGAGGCUAUUGAAAAAGUACUUCCGAUAGUGGUGGAAGCCAUAGAGAAGAACAUCAAGUCGCACUGGAGCAAGACGGUUCGGCAACUGACCAUUAGCGUGAAGACAAUGCUAGAAGAAAUGGAGCCGAGGAUGUAUGCGAAAUGCGUUCAAGAGCUCGACCAACGGGAGGCUAUGGCUAAUGAAGAAGAAAUGAAGAGGAAAGAGAAGUGGAGGAUUUUAGAAAUGGCUGCAGCCAACAACCAGCUGCAAGAACACACACAGUGCAUAUAUGUGUCCAAUUGAUGGACAAUAUUCAAAAUAUUGAGUGGCAACUUAGACACAUCUCCAUCAUGUGUACUUGUGUGGUCAUUCAUCAGAUGAUCUGAACCGUCCAUAUGGUAAGGCCUGGUGUGGACGUGUCUCAUGCUGAAAUUCACACUGAUUGGUAAUAUGAGACCAUCCAAUUUUAAAAGACAAAAAAAGAAAAAAAAGAAAAAAAAA